Molecule: messenger RNA, 1123 nt
Organism: Diaporthe batatas
Lineage: Eukaryota; Fungi; Ascomycota; Sordariomycetes; Diaporthales; Diaporthaceae
Product: translation machinery-associated protein 20
Exons: 2
Coding region: 93-677 (194 amino acids)
Biological process (GO): formation of translation preinitiation complex
Molecular function (GO): RNA binding
Source: RefSeq, a predicted model, not a curated record
GUUUCUAGUCCGCCUCAAACAUGCUCCCAACCCACAACAUCUUAUCACCAAACGGAUCUGAACCUCCCAGCGCCCCAGAAUAGCCAGAAAAGAUGUUCAAGAAAGAUCUGCCGGGCGCUCCCAAGCAGAAGCUCAAGUCCUCGGUGCAGCGCUCCCUGCGCCAGUCCCUCCUGACCACAUACCCGCUGCUGAACCCAUACAUCGACGAGGUCCUGCCCAAGAAGGCCUCCCUCAACCAGAUCAAGCUGCCCGAGCGCGCCUCGCUAUACGUCGCCGAUGGCGAGCCCAUCUUCUUCCAGCACGACAACGACACCCUCCUGCCUCACCUGAAGCUCGUCCACCGCUUCCCCCAGGCCUUCCCCACCAUCCGCAUAGACCGCGGCGCUAUCCGCUUCGUGCUCAGCGGCGCCACCCUCAUGGCCCCCGGCCUGACCAGCCCCGGCGGUCGCUUGCCCCAGCCCCGGGACGGAGACGAGGGCGUCGACGAGGAGGGCCACUGGAGCAGGGAGCUUGAGAAGGAGGAGCCCGUGGUGGUUAUGGCCGAGGGGAAGGAGCACGCCUGCGCCGUGGGGCUGCUGGUGGCAGGGACCAAGGAGGUCAAGGACAAGGGCAAGGGUCCUGUGAUCGAGGAGGCCCAUUUCCUUGGGGAUGGACUGUGGAAACUGAACAUCGACUGAGGUGGACACUAUUUGGCUCGUCGUCGUGGUGGUUGAGGCUGUAUCCUCAUGGCAACGGCCUCGGGAUGGGAGGUCCAGAGAUGGACGCUUGAGCCUCAUCAGAUGCGUCGCUGUCGCAUUUGAAAGACCAGGGGAUACUCGUCUUCGAGAAUUGGGGCCGUAAUGUCUCCUGGAAGGGGCUCGGACCAAUUAUCUUCACGGACGCUGCUGUCACUGCCCUUCUAUGCCGGGUUCCAAGUCACCUAGCUGCCAACAACGCAUUGGCUGAGCGGUGCCGUUGUGACGGUUGUGACGAGGGGAGAAGAAAAUGGGUGUGGUUCCAGUAUUUCUAAGGAGAUCCAAAAUGCCUUCAGAACCAGCAUACGGAGAAUGGUUGUAGCAGGAAACUUUUAUGCAGCUUCUCCAUAGCGUGCUCUGCCACUCAAUCAUGCAUCCAUAUUCAUUGG